Messenger RNA from Neohortaea acidophila, 1861 nucleotides. Its product is annotated as major facilitator superfamily domain-containing protein. Gene Ontology annotation, biological process: transmembrane transport. The transcript is spliced from 7 exons. Gene Ontology annotation, cellular component: membrane. Gene Ontology annotation, molecular function: transmembrane transporter activity. Bases 188 to 1717 code for a protein of 509 amino acids. The record is from RefSeq and is a predicted model, not a curated record. NCBI's taxonomy places the organism in Eukaryota, Fungi, Ascomycota, Dothideomycetes, Mycosphaerellales, Teratosphaeriaceae.
CUUCCUCAUUAGGAAAAGCGGCCACUUCCCGAUGCGGUAGUUCCGCUCAACGCACGGCUGCAGUAUUUGGCUGCGGCGGUCUCCUCCCGUCGAGAUUUAUUCUUGCUUCGCAAGAUCACGAUUCAGUAGUGCAAGACAGUCCACUGGACAUCUAUACUCGCCUCACCCGAUACCCUACGUGCUAAGCAUGUCAGCGUUUACUCUCGCUGGAGCAAUUCACUUCUUGUCCGACGAGACGCAACGGCAGACACGAGUCGCCCACACACCCUCCAGAUCCCCAACCAACGAUGAGCUCGACGCCAUCGAGCUGCCCGACUAUGGCCUCGUCAAACCGCUUUCACGACCAGAGAAAACUGCGACAGCAACCGUGUCGAAUUGGACGGAAAGUCAGAAUGACGGAGCAGCCACGCCAAAACCUUUGAGCGACCUGGAACAGAGUCGACCGCCAACACCAACGCAGGAAGGUUGCACAGGCGUCGUUCCGAGUUGGUGGUACCCGAAAAUGAACAAAUGGAGACACCUAUCCGCGUGCUUGCAGUACUUUGGCGACGGCCUGAACGAUGCAGCCCCCGGAGCUCUCAUUCCAUACAUCGAGUCCGACUAUCACAUCGGCUAUGCGGUCGUGUCUCUGAUCUGGAUCUCGAACGCCGUGGGAUUCGUGACGGCGGCCUUUUUCGCCGAAUACCUCGAUACCAAACUCAAGCGAGCCCGCUGUUUGAUGCUGUCUGAAGUGUUCUUGAUCGCAGCAUAUGUGGUCAUUGCUUGUCCAGUACCAUUUCCCGUUGUCGUCAUCGCCUACGGCUUCCUUGGGUUUGGCGAAGCUCUGAAUAUAGCGUUGAACAAUGUCUUUUGCGCCAACCUGGCCAACUCCACGGUAGUGCUCGGCGCUGCCCAUGGAUCAUACGGCAUCGGAGGAACGCUGGCGCCCAUCAUCGCCACUGCACUGGUGUCUCAUGGAGUGAACUGGCAUCUCUUUUACAUAAUCCCACUAGCCGUCCGCAUUUGCUGCUUGCUUGCGACGGGAUGGGCCUUUUGGAAUUACGAAAGUGAAGAUGUGGAUCAUUUCGGCAACAGUCUUGUAGAGGUCGUCAGUCGACAGGGUGGCGAUGGAGCUCGACGAUCGAGCAAAGGCAGAUCGGGGAUCGCGCGAGCCCUCAAGAACCGGACAACAUUGGUUGGAGCCUUGUUCGUUUUCGCCUACCAAGGGAUCGAAGUUUCCGAAUCAGGAUGGUUCAUCUCAUACCUGAUUGCUUAUCGCCACGGGAAUCCGAAGAACGUCGGCUACGUCACGAGUGGCUUCUGGGCGGGAAUCACCGUGGGCCGCUUCGUCCUAACGCACGCAGCCAGAUGGGUCGGAGAGAAGCGGUUUGUCUUUGGGCUCGGCGUCGGCGUGGUCGUCUUCCAGAUCUUGGCUUGGCAGAUCCCGAAUGUCAUCGGCGACUCCGUCGCCGUCUCCAUCAUCGGUCUGCUGCUGGGACCCGUCUACCCAUGCGCUCAGACUAUCUUCACACAACUUCUCCCCGGAAGCGUGCAGGUCUCCGCAAUCGGAUUUAUCAGCAGCGCUGGAUCCAGCGGAGGCGCCGUGGUGCCGUUUGUCACGGGUACACUGGCACAGGCGGUGGGGACCUUCGUUCUCCAUCCCGUCUGUAUUGCAUUCUGCGUCGUCAUGUUGGGCUGCUGGGUAGGCCUUCCGAGACAGAUCAAAAGGACAGAGUAGCAAAUAUAGCCAUCGCUGCGGUCAAACGAAAGGCGAGGUGAGAUGACAUUGUGCCGUCAAUUUAAGUUUAAGCUUUUGCACUAGCGCGGUUAGCGCGUUUUGCGCGUUCUGGUCCAUCCCCAAAUUUUUCUGUCGACACUCAGA